UCGACCUACUAGUGCAUAUCUUACUUCCCACUGAAAGUACUCGCCAUGCAACCGAUCACCGUUCUUGUUACUGGGGCCAACCGUGGCAUAGGCUUGGAGCUGGUGAGGCAGAUAGUGGCUAGACAAAAUCCACCGAAACAUGUUUUUGCCACUUGUAGGGAUCCCGACCGUGCGAAGGAUCUCCAAGCGUUGGCCAAGGAAACCCCGUCUAUUGACAUCGUAAAAUUAGAUGUUACCGAUUACGCCACUCUCCGCAACACAGUGGUCCCCCAUGUGCAGAGUAAAGUUGGAGACCUUGGCCUAAAUCUUCUCAUCAACAAUGCCGGACUUUUACUACGACACGACCUCUCCACUGUCACACCCGAAGCAAUGAGAGAGGUGUACGAGGUGAACACCAUAGCUCCCGUCAUGAUCACACAGGCGUUUCUUCCCCUAUUGAAGGCAGCCAGUGCACGCGCCACGGGAGGACUCAGCUGUUCUCGAGCAGCCGUUAUAAAUAUCACCAGCAAAGUGGGCUCUUGUGCAGACAACCAAAGCGGGAAACACUAUCCGUACAGGUGCAGCAAGGCUGCUUUGAAUAUUGCCACAGUGUCGAUGUCAGUGGACCUGAAGAGUGAUGGUAUACUGGCGGCCGUUCUACAUCCGGGUUGGGUGAAAACACAAAUGGGCGGAAGUAACGCCAUUCACGAGCUCAGUGACAGCGUGAAGGGCAUGCUGGACGUCAUGGACAGACUGACCGAAAAUGAAACUGGGAAGUUUUUUGAAUGGAAAGGCAAUGAAAUCCCAUGGUGAAAACAGAUUAUAUAAACAAUUUUACAAACAUUAUUCACUUUGAUGAGUAUAUGUCCAAGCGACUUGAAAAUGAAAAACGGUGCAAAGUAAC
Lingula anatina is the source of this 883-nucleotide messenger RNA. RefSeq lists its product as uncharacterized. Gene Ontology annotation, molecular function: oxidoreductase activity. The record is from RefSeq and is a predicted model, not a curated record. NCBI's taxonomy places the organism in Eukaryota, Metazoa, Brachiopoda, Lingulata, Lingulida, Lingulidae. Gene Ontology annotation, cellular component: cytoplasm.